AUAACGAAUGCCCAAAGUUGUUUGUUUCGCCUGAUUUUUUUCUCGAUGCAAACGAGUCCAGAAGUUAACUCCAUGAAUAGCAUUAUUUUUUCAUUUUUUACCGGUGGGAUUUGUGAUAAAAGUCGCAGUCGCCUGUGAAUUCCUUCAUAUUUGUAAGAGAUUCACCGUGACGUUGUCACAGGUCUUCGUGGGUAUAUAAGCUCCGGAAAUCAAUUUUUCCAGUGUUGUAUUUAUCUUUGUCUCUUGUCUGCCACUUGAAGAAUACCGGCUCUCAUUCUUGUGCACAAUGUUGGGUCUAGCUGUGACGCUGUUGUCCGUGUGUCUCCUGGUGUCAGCAGAAUCAUGCGAAAAUCAAAAUGACGAUCACUGCAUGAGCCAGGACGAGAGCUUCAACCAGGACAAAAACUGGGAGAACGCCAGUUCGAUUUACCAGUUCCGUGCCCGUAGCCUCGCCGGCAGCGACGUAUCCUUGGACAAAUACCGUGGACACGUCCUCCUCAUCGUCAACGUCGCCAGCGCAUGUGGUCUGACCAGCGUCAACUACGAGCAGCUUGUCGACCUCCAUAAAAAAUACGCUGACUCAAAAGGCUUGAGAAUCCUGGCGUUUCCCUCCAAUCAAUUCGCCAACCAGGAACCAGGAACAUCCGAGGAUAUCGCAAAAUUCGUGAAGAAGUACGACGUCCAAUUCGACAUGUUCGAAAAAAUCAAGGUAAACGGCGACACCGCUCAUCCUCUCUACAAAUGGCUCAAGUCCAAACAAAGCGGACCGACCGACAACAGUGAUAUCGCGUGGAAUUUCACAAAAUUCCUCAUCGAUAAGAAAGGACAAGUCGCUAAACGUUAUACACCCACCACCCAACCCUUGAGCAUCGAGAAAGAUUUUGACGAAUAUUUCUAAUCAAGUUGCACGUGACAAUGUACUCCCAUCGGAAGAUAUCCGUAAAAUACAUACAAUAUGGGUGAAUUCUAUCAAUUUUAGCAUUUUCUGAAAACGUCACAAAUGUUUCGACAGCUUUCAGUGCUUUAAGCUUCUGAAAAAAAUUAUACCCAAUCAGCAUUAUUUGAAAUUCCAUUUUCUCCUUCAAUUGCAAUUGAAAUGUGAAUUUUCCCUGAAGACAUUGCAGUAAAAUGAUGUCCA
Messenger RNA from Fopius arisanus, 1138 nucleotides. RefSeq names its product glutathione peroxidase-like. The transcript has 2 exons. Gene Ontology annotation, molecular function: glutathione peroxidase activity. NCBI's taxonomy places the organism in Eukaryota, Metazoa, Arthropoda, Insecta, Hymenoptera, Braconidae. The record is from RefSeq and is a predicted model, not a curated record. Gene Ontology annotation, biological process: response to oxidative stress. Bases 287 to 898 code for a protein of 203 amino acids.